AACCAGUACCCAUGUGUAGCUGGGAAAUACAACAACAUAUAUCAUCGUACUAAAGUUGAAGACUGCUUAGAUUGUCCAGGUCUGCAACUGCGUGACCAGAGAAUACUGCCCUGAAGGAUCCAUUGCGCUACUGAUUAUUUAGGAGUAAUGUCUGGGGACAUCUGUCCUCGUGAAGAAUUCUGUCGAAAUGGUACAGCUGCUCCUCAACUCUGUCAGGCUGGUUACUACCUCAACAGCACUGGCAAUGAUGACGUCUCAGACUGUGAACUCUGCACUGUGGGCUUUUGUUGUGCUGGUAGUGGGAAUGAUGUUCCUACUGGCCUUUGUUCUGCUGUAUAUUACUAUCCUGGGGGUCAAGAUGAUGAUUCCUCUACUGGGUAUAACUGCAAGGAAGCCACUAUUGCCCCACUGGAAGUGACGCUCCUAUCUGAUGUCCCUCUGGCUCAUACCAGGACAAACUGGGCAUGGCAUACUGCAUGGCAUACUACUGGAGUGUCCACAGGGUUUAUUCAGUGAUAUUACAAUGGCACCAAUCAUACUCUACAAUACUUCAUAU
Molecule: messenger RNA, 556 nt
Organism: Owenia fusiformis
Lineage: Eukaryota; Metazoa; Annelida; Polychaeta; Sabellida; Oweniidae
Source: the annotation of a GenBank genome assembly